This is a messenger RNA of Mytilinidion resinicola, 1420 nucleotides long. RefSeq names its product Clavaminate synthase-like protein. Gene Ontology annotation, molecular function: 2-oxoglutarate-dependent dioxygenase activity. The record is from RefSeq and is a predicted model, not a curated record. Bases 124 to 1245 code for a protein of 373 amino acids. The transcript has 7 exons. Lineage: Eukaryota; Fungi; Ascomycota; Dothideomycetes; Mytilinidiales; Mytilinidiaceae.
UCCUCUCCUCUACAGACUCCAUAUAUAUCCACCGUUCUUCAAACCUGGCUGACGUCGUCAGGCUUGCCCCAGUGUGUCUACUCAACUUCUAGUUUUGUGGGCUGCCGACGACGUUAAGUGAUUAUGACGUUCAAUGUGCCGAAUAUGGCGAAGCUUCCCGGUGCUGUAAGAGAUCUUAUCGUGUCGUAUCACGAGCUCAACUCCACAACCAUCGAUGAACUGCAUGAAGAACCAAGCCCGCUGGAGUUCAUGCGAUAUGUAGCUCGCAACCGGCCAUUCGUAGUCCGGAAGGGCGCCGAGAGCUGGACGGCGCGGAAGGUCUGGAAUGCGAAGUAUCUGGUCGAUGUCAUGGGUCGGCAGCUUGUCAAUGUCGCUGUCACUCCGCAUGGAAACGCAGACUCGGUCAUUGAACUUGAGGAUGACGGAUUGCUAUUUGUGAAGCCUUACGAUACCGAAGAGCCAUUCAACAAGGUCCUCGAGAAGAUUCAAGAAAAAGAGCGCCAAGGGAUAGAUGGGCCAGGACCUACCAGAUACGCCCAGACUCAAAACGACAAUCUCCGAAAUGAGUACAUGCCACUAUUCUCCGACCUCCCGAAGGACAUACCAUUCGCCCGAAUCGCGUUGGAAAAAUCUCCGGACGCCAUCAACCUCUGGCUAGGCAACUCUUGUAGUAUCACUGCACUCCACAAAGAUAACUACGAAAACAUCUACGUGCAGGUCCUCGGCGAAAAGCACUUCACGCUCCUCCCUCCGAUCGAGUGCGCAUGCGUCAACGAGCAGCUCAUCCCAGCUGCCACCUAUCAGCCUCGAGAACCCGCCACCCCCGAAUCCCCCCGCUCACCAUCCGCAGCCUCCGACAACUCCAUGUCUUCUUCACAAGUUCGCCCAGCUAUGACGCACGAUGAAGUUCUGGAUGACCUCGUCGUGUGUCUCGAUGAACCGGAGGAAAACGUGCCGUUCGCAACUUGGGAUCCCGAUGUUCCAAGUCAACGCGCCACGCCGUUCUCGCAGUACUCUAGGGCUAUGCGGGUCACGUUGAACGAGGGCGAUAUGCUGUACCUGCCUGCGUUGUGGUAUCACAAAGUGGCGCAGUCAGCGUCGUCUGAGGGCAUCUGCUGUGCUGUUAACUACUGGUAUGACGUUGAAUUCUCUGGUUCGUUCUGGCCGCUGUGCUCACUAGCACGUGGUGUCGGACUCCUGACGCUGGGAAGGGAUCCUCGCGAUGGAGAGGAAGAUGACGGCUAAGUGUUCUCCUUUCUGCUUCUGUGUUAGCGCUGUUGGAGUUCUUCAACCUACUAGUCUAAUUCAACAUGGAAUGUAAUAUUUAGGACUGCUAGAAUUGCAUAUGCUUCCAAAGGAAUGCUCUCACAUUGUUGAAGUACUUCGAUCCUUCAUUAACAGCUACAAUCCGAGUAAUGGG